AUGGUGUAUUUGAGCAUUGAAGUCGCGCAUGGAUCCACCACCUUUAGAAGCAGAGAUAUGAUCUCAGGGGUAAUCACACUUGAUUGGCGAAGGACAGAAAGAGUUUCAUCACUUUCGAUACAUCUUGUUGGUGAAAGCACGUCCACCCUAGGAGUAACGCGGAUCUUAGGGUUGAAGCAACAGAAAAAGGAGAAACACCGGUUCCUACACGAGGAACAAACCAUCACACUGAACUCCAUCGCCUCGAAGCUUGACUGUGGCCGACUUGAGCGUCCCGUCAAUGAUUAUGGCAUCUUCCCAUUCAGGUUCCGAUUACCCCAGUCACAAAAAUGCCAUUCUUGUCACGGAAAACCCUUGGAAGACAAUGAUUACGGAUGUCGUCGGGAAUUCACAAGUUAUCCAGUGGAUCUUCCGCCAACUUUAGGGCCGCCCACUGCCGUUGUGGCAGUUUCGUAUUACAUUAUCGCCAAAGCGACCUUCUGGUACAAAGGAAUCAGGAGAACAUUAGAGAGGACUCGAUCUAUCUUUUAUUGGCCCUCGCAAAUUCGAUCGUUGUUGGAUGGCGUCGCUUCAAAUAACGAAUCAGCUGCAGUGAACGCACGUGCCUAUAUUCUUGGUGCACAGAGUUUUAAGCUGGCAUCAUGUGAAGAUUCUACGGGCAUUGCACCUUUAGUAGAUUUAUCUAUACCAGCGCAAAUUAUCCUUCAAGCAGACUUUAUACCGGAUAUCACCCUCUCGUACGAUACCCGGAGAAACCAUUCUGCACUGCUUCCGUGCACACUGAACAUGUCAUUGAGGGUCAGGAAGCUCAAUGACAACAAACAAGACUUGUAUCUUAGGUCUAUAAGUAUUGUAUUACUAGAGUUUACGAGAUUUCGUGCUGGGGUAUUGACGACGAAAGAGAUGGUCAUCCAUCCACUAAAAUCACUCAACCAAAUCGAAGACCUCGUCUUCACAUCUUCUGAUCCUAUUGACGUUAUAAAUGAACUAGACCCUGACAUGUGGCGUCAAGGGUCGCUUCUUACGGAGGUGUGUCCUGGGUUCACCACGUGUAAUAUCCAGAGGAAGUACGAGCUCGAGAUAGUAACUGGUUGGCAAUGUCGGCAGGCUAAAGAUUCUGGGAGAGUAUUCUUUGUCACAUUACGCUGUCAGGCAAACAUCGCGUAUACGUAA
Molecule: messenger RNA, 1173 nt
Organism: Aaosphaeria arxii CBS 175.79
Lineage: Eukaryota; Fungi; Ascomycota; Dothideomycetes; Pleosporales
Exons: 2
Coding region: 1-1173 (390 amino acids)
Source: RefSeq, a predicted model, not a curated record